AUGAUAUAUUAUGUUAUAACCAACAGAGAUAUAAAUCCAUCGAAAAUAAUCGACGUAAGGUGCCUUAACUCAGCAGAUGUAGGUAGCGACCAUAGCCUAGUAUUAUGUAAAACAAGAAUCAUCCGGAAAUACUUCCCACCCAAGAGAGCGGCGCCAACACAAACAAAAAUCAAAGUCGAAGGACUAAAUAAGGAAUCCACGGAAUACUUAUACAGAAAAAGAAUAUCAAAGAAGAUCGCUGGGAAUGAAAUAUUAGAAAACGAUAACAUAUGGAAUCACUUGGAAAGAGUGGAAUGGACUUGGAAUCACUUGUGCUAGUAACCUGAAGAAAUGGGG
Messenger RNA from Diabrotica balteata, 336 nucleotides. Lineage: Eukaryota; Metazoa; Arthropoda; Insecta; Coleoptera; Chrysomelidae. The record is from the annotation of a GenBank genome assembly.